UCUAUACUGUGGUUUGAAUUCCUAUUGUCGAUAGUUUGCUAAGCCUACUCGUAAUUUUUUUGCCACUGUUUAACAUUUUUAAUAAAAUUUUUGAUUAAUGUUUAUAUAAAAAAAAUGUCUUUGCAGCGUGUAAGACAACCAAAAAUGACCACUCAGGCGCUUUUAGAUUUGGAUCUUGGAGAAAGUUCAUCAGAUAGCGAUUUCAGAAUAGAAGAUCAUGAUAGCGAAGAGGAGGAUCCGGAUAGUAAUGAAGAAAACUCGUCUUCUAACAGCACUGACAACGAAAGUAUAUCGGAUGAUUUGUCACCGGAGCAACAUAAAAUUGAUGUUUCCAAGCCCCAAGUCAAUGGUUUUAGAGAAAUAAGAGCUUUGCAGAAAGUAGACAUACAUCGAUAUAUAGAGGCCAAAAAAGCAGUAAAACCUAUUUGUUGCGUAUGCCUGGGGGAUCGGAGUGAUGACUCAAACGAAAUAAUAGAAUGUGAUGGCUGUGGGGUAUCUGUACAUGAAGGAUGCUACGGUGUGAAUGACAAUUUGAGUAUUUCAAGCACAAACUCUACAUGUUCGACUGAACCGUGGUUUUGUGAAGCUUGCCGUGCCGGCGUUUCCGAACCAAUUUGUGAGCUAUGUCCAAAUAAAGGUGGAAUAUACAAAGAAACGGAUGUAGGAAAGUGGGUGCAUUUAAUUUGCGCUUUAUAUAUACCAGGAGUUGCUUUUGGGGAAGUAGACCAACUAUCUUCUGUUACUUUAUUCGAAAUGCCCUACAGCAAGUGGGGAACUAAAGUUUGUAGUCUUUGUGAAACUCCGCGAUUUGCACGAACAGGUGUUUGUAUUGGAUGUGAUGCUGGCAUGUGUAAGACAUAUUUCCAUGUAACUUGUGCCCAGGUGGCUGGAUUUCUAACGGAGGCACAUCAUGAAGAAGCAGAUGCAGCCGAUCCUUUUUUUGCUCACUGUAAAGUGCAUUCGGAGAAAGAAAUGAUAAAGCGUCGAAAAAGAAAUUACUAUAAUCUACGGUUAAAUAUGCAAGAAAAACAGAAAGGAAAAAUUUUAUUUAAGCAUGACGAUCCCUGUCCAGCUCAGUUACGUAUUAAACGCAAACUCUUAAAAUAUCAGACAAAGUAUUCGAACAACAAGAAGUUGAAACCCGCUCCUUGGGUACCAACUCAAAAAAUGUCGCGUCUUUUAACAACUUCUGCUUCGGCAUGUAAGCGAUUAUUGUCAAAGGCAAACAUAAUGGCCAUUGAUGUGGAAUUGCUUGAACGACAAGAAGCACAGAUUGCAUCUCUGACGGAUAUUCGCAAAAAGUGGCACAUAGCUCCUGCCUUUAGUGUUGAAUUUAUUGGUUACUACUUGGAUCGUAUUUCACGAACAACAGAACUUAAAUCAGAGCUUUCAGAAAUGAUGAAAAAUAACCUUAGCCUUUCCCAGGAACAAGAUAUACUUCGGACUAGUUAUGACACCAAACUGGAGAAAUAUAAAGAGUUGAAGAUAAAUCAGUAUCAUAUCGUAAAGCGAUAUUAACUGGGGGCUCAACCAAACCUGUAAGCCAUCACAAUCCAUUGAGGAAAGGGAUAGGAAAAAUUCCACGGGAAGAAGGACUUCCAGCACUAUAUCUUUGAAAAAAGUGCUUAAAAUUCAACAAAGAAAAAAUUAAGAUUCCUGACAAAUCGGAAAAAGAAUAACGGAUAAGUCUUGAUAUAUAGAUAAAACAUUCAAGCAACGUUAUAGUGAAAACAUUCAAGCAACGUUAUAGCAACGGACAUCACAUCACGCUGGAUUCGCGGAGAAGGCGACAAGAAAGCUUCAAUUUAUUACGUCUAUCGUUGGUUAUAAACUCCGAAAUAACAACACAAGAGAUCGCAAGCCUGAGAGCACAAAUCGCUGCUCUGAUCACAACGCUCACUGAAACCCAACAGAGAAUGAAUUCCUUCGAAGCCUACGCAACACCUAACGUCACAGUCACCAACCAAUACCAGGACUGUACACCAAAUAUCACCGAUGCAUCACAAAUCAACUUAGAAAUAUUCAAAACAUUACCAAUCUUCACAGGUGACAUGAACUAUUAUAGGUCAUGGAGAAAACGUGCCUGGACACACAUGAAAAACAUCAAGAAUCACGCUACUACACCCACGUAUUACACGGCACUCUCGAUUGUACAUUCGAAAAUUGAAGGAGAGGCGGCCGAUAUUUUAAUAAACCACAACACCAAAUUCAACUUCUAUUCUAUAAUAAACCGUCUCGAUUAUACGAUUAUACUUAUGCGGACCAGAGACCUCUGUAUGUGUUGCUCGAAGGAAUGAAGAGUAUAAAGCAGGGAAAAAGGACGUUGGCAGAGUUCCAUUGCGAAGUCACUUAAUCUUGCACUCACUAAAGUUGAGAUGGAUAGCUCAGGAAAUCCCUCAGCUAUGAAAGAAUAUGCGAACCAGGAAGCUGUAAGGACAUUCAUUCUCGGUCUGAACAGCAAAUAUACCAGCGGCAUCCUCUAUAGCCACAAUCCGAAGGACUUGGAAACCGCUUACGCUAUCGCAAGUACGAUAUACCACGAUAAUGUGAACUCACAAUUCGACGUUCCGCAAUACAGUCAGCACAGACAAUAUAAUACAUCGCAGUAUCAAAACCCAAGCAGAAGAUAUCACGAGGAACCAUAAAGGUACAAACCUAACGUGCAGGUGCAAUACAAUAAAACUGCACCCAGGCAACCGCGCCAACCAAUGGACGUAGAUCCACCACAGCAAUACACGAGAUCCGCAAAUUAUAAUAGGAAUCAUUCCGCACUACAACAAAACAGCUCUGACCAUCAAAUAAUCCAUUUCGCGGAGAUCCUAAAAAAAGAGAACGAAAUCCUUCAUCUCGUAAUUUCAACAUACAACAGAAAGUACAACGUGUAAACCAAACACGCGACGAAGAACUAAAAUCGCUUGCACCAGAAUACGAAAAUGAUGAUAAUGAAACAGGCAGUGCAUGCACAAUUUGCCGUGUCUGCAACGCCACUACAGGGAUACAGGCAAACUUAUUAACAUCCUGACCGACACUGGAGCAACAAACAAUUAUAUAAGUACAGAAUGCAACAUCGGUAAGCCUAUUCCAAUUAAACCUGUAAAAGUGAAAACUCUUCAUGGUUACUCAAUAACCAAAUCAAAAAAAAAUAAUAACAUUGUUAGAACAUAAUCUCACAUUUUUUGAAACAAAUGCAUUAGAAGAAUUUGAUAUGCUUUUGGGUGAACAGGGACUUAGAAAAAUCAAAGGGGAGAUCAACCUGUUCGAGUACAAGCUCAGUUAUAAAUAUAGGGCCAAGAAAGAAAGCGAAUCCGUACAAAAAAUAAAUUAUACGGUUAAUAGUGAAAAAUAUAGGGCAGAAAUCGAAGAAAUUAUGCAAAAAAAAUGAAAGCACAAACGAUGUGCUACCAUAUACUACCGCGAUACAAGCUACCAUUAGAACGAAAUCCGAAGAUCCUAUAUGGACCAAGCAAUAUCCGUACCCUAUGUCGGAUAACGACUUCAUUAACAAAGAGAUGAACAAACUUUUAGAAAAUGAAAUAAUUCAACCCAGCAAAACUCCGUACAACUCUCCCAUUUGGACAGUCGCUAAAAAAGGUACCGAUGAACAAGGGAAACCUAAGAAAUCUUUUCCCAAGACUAUGUGGAAUACUUAGGGCAUAUAAUUAAAUACAACAUGAUCAUAGUUGACCCUACAAAAAUACAGACUAUUAAAAAUUUCCCUAUUUCCACAACACUGAAGGAACUCAGAUCCUUCCAAGGUCUCGCUAGUUAUUAUAGAAAAUUUAUACAGAAUUUUGCAGCCGUCGUCAAACUACUCACUACGUUCCUCAGAGGAGAGAACGGCGGCAUAUCAAAGAAUCAAAGCGCAAAAAUAAAAAUCACCCUAGACGAACCUGCACUAGAAGCACUGAACAAAAUAAAAGAGGAACUGCAAGCCCAGGUUGAACUCUUCCAACCAAACUUUAACAAACCUUUCGAAUUAACCACAGAUGCUAGCAAUUACGCUAUAGGAGCCGUAUUGUCUCAAAACCAAAAACCCAUAUCAUUUAUUCCACGAACGCUCAGCGAAACAUCAAAAUUACUCCACGAAUGAGAAAGAGUUACUCGCAAUUGUGUGGUUACUACAGAAACUA
Molecule: messenger RNA, 4130 nt
Organism: Rhagoletis zephyria (snowberry fruit fly)
Lineage: Eukaryota; Metazoa; Arthropoda; Insecta; Diptera; Tephritidae
Product: PHD finger protein 14-like
Biological process (GO): regulation of transcription by RNA polymerase II
Source: RefSeq, a predicted model, not a curated record